UCAGCCGGCGGGGCGACAGACAGGUGAACCGACAUCGCAUCUCAUUGUGGGCAGUUCAAUUACCAAUUUCCAAUUUACCAAUGGCCCGCUGGAUAGGCACGCGUCCGACGCGUAUAUAAACCGCAACAUUUUGCCCAAAACAGCAUCAGUCGCAGCCCAACCAACCUGCAAACCACUUCUCCACAGACUCGUCUCUCACCAGUCACUGAACAUCCCCUCCAACAUGGCCUUCCGCUGCCUCAUCACUCUGUGCGCCCUCGUGGCCUGCGCUCAAGCUGGACUCCUGGCCGUGGCCAAUCCCUCCGUGGAUGCUGUGGCCUCCACGCAGCAGAAUGUGGUCCGCUCCUUUGCCGGCACCGUCUCCAGCUACUCCAAGGCUGUGGAUACGCCCUACUCCAGCGUCCGCAAGAGCGACACUCGCAUCCAGAAUAAUGUGUACACCCCAGCACUGGCCAAGACCACCUACGCCGCUCCGCUGUACACCCAGGCCACGCCCGUCGUUGCCAAGACCCUCGUCCAGGCUCCAGUUGUGCAGAAGACUGUGUAUGCCCAGGCGGCUCCAGUUUACGCUGCUCACGCUCCAGUUGUGGCCAAGGCUGUGUACUCUGCUCCAGCUCCCGUCUAUGCCAAGACUGUCUACUCCGCUCCCGCUCCAGUUGUGCAGAAGACAGUGUAUGCCGCUCCCGCUCCAGUCUAUGCCAAGACUGUGUACUCCGCUCCCGCUCCAGUUGUGCAGAAGACUGUGUACUCCGCUCCCGCUCAAGUCUACGCUGCUCCCGCUCCCGUCUACGCCAAGACUGUGUCCUAUGCCGCUCCUCUGGCCACCACCAAUGUGAACCACGGACCCUCGGCCACCACCUACACCCACAACGCACCCGCCUUGGGUGUGUCCAGCUAUGGCAGCGCCCAGACCGUUCAGUACUCACCUGCCACCAGCGUCUCGCACAUGAGCUUCGAUGGAUUCGGCACCCACUAUGGUUUCUAGGCCAACUGUUCGGCGCACGCUGAGGUUGUUAAAGCUUCUUGUUCAUUUUGUUGCCUGUUAAUAAAACAAAGAUCAAUUGUUGCAAGUUAAACAUGAGCAGAGCAGAGUCACCUUCCGGGCAACCGCAGCCAAGCCUCGGGCCUCAAUCAGCGCAGAUCCAACAAUGGGCGAGCCCUCACCGGCCUCCUCGACCAAAAUUAUAUCAGACUUUGGCAAACCACCUUUCCGCUACGUCAUCGACCUUCGGUGGACUGCGGUGGACUGCGGUGGAGGGUGGAGUGUUGGCUACUUUAAGCGGCUUUGCGAUAAGUCGCGGAGGCGUGGCCGUGUCGUGUAUGUUGCCGCUUAACAUUAUGGCUCUUUAAUUGGAUUUAAUGCAAACAAUAUUCCGCACACCUCCGCCCUCGCUUCCCUUCGGGGCACAGGGCCAGAAGCCAAA
This is a messenger RNA of Drosophila guanche, 1424 nucleotides long. Its product is annotated as pupal cuticle protein G1A. The record is from RefSeq and is a predicted model, not a curated record. The transcript has a single exon. The coding region runs from base 224 to 985 and encodes 253 amino acids. Lineage: Eukaryota; Metazoa; Arthropoda; Insecta; Diptera; Drosophilidae.